Messenger RNA from Sardina pilchardus (European sardine), 5421 nucleotides. RefSeq names its product uronyl 2-sulfotransferase a (gene usta). NCBI's taxonomy places the organism in Eukaryota, Metazoa, Chordata, Actinopteri, Clupeiformes, Clupeidae. The record is from RefSeq and is a predicted model, not a curated record. The coding region runs from base 237 to 1472 and encodes 411 amino acids. Gene Ontology annotation, cellular component: membrane. The transcript is spliced from 8 exons. Gene Ontology annotation, molecular function: sulfotransferase activity.
CAAGACGAAGGAUGGAUUCUCGACUUCACCCGCAUAAAUAGUCCGGCGAGAGCAUACGGAAAACCUGUGUCCUAGUCUAGAACCCAUAGCCUACACCAGUCUUUGCAUGGUCUGCGUCAGCGCGUUUCGAGUCAUAUUGCCUGUUUCUUUUUUAAUGAAAUUGACGCCAAAAAGUUUCUCUCUCUACAAAGGCGGAUGGGUGACUGCCAUUCUCUGCGGCUCCAUGUGAGGAAAGGAUGAAGAAUCACAGCAACAGCUCCCGUCUAAAUAAUCUAACGCCAAAUCACACCAAAGAGCGAAACUGCAAGAAGACGGACGGAAUCUCGGUAGCCUGGCCACGGUUCUCCCUACGUGAUUAUGCUUUCUGCAUGGCAACGCUGUGUCUCUUCUGCCUCGGCUCUCUCUUCUACCAGCUGAACGGCGGGCCUCCGAAAGUUCUUCUGGACAUCAGACAGUAUCUAGGGCAGUCCACGUUCUCUGACUACGACGGACCUCAGGCUCCCAGGGUGCUGCCGUUCCCCAGUCAGGUGGUGUAUAACCGGGUGGGGAAGUGUGGCAGUCGCACGGUGGUGCUGCUCUUGCGGAGCCUGGCAGAGAGACACCGCUUCACCCUGGUCUCCUCCGACAUCCACAACAAGACCAGACUCACCAAGAAUGAGCAGGUGGAUUUGAUGAAGAACAUCACCAGUAUCCCACAGCCUUAUCUCUACACCAGGCAUGUGCACUUCCUCAACUUCACAAGGUUUAGGAUAGAGCAGCCUGUGUACAUCAACAUCAUCAGGGAUCCCAUCAGCAGGUUUCUUUCCAACUAUUUCUUUCGCCGCUUCGGUGACUGGCGAGGAGAGCAGAAUCACCUCAUACGCACGCCAGGAAUGAAGGACGACGAGAGAUACCUGGACAUUAAUGUGUGUAUCCUGGAGAAUUACCCAGAAUGCUCUAAUCCACGCCUCUUCUACAUUGUGCCCUAUUUCUGUGGCCAGCAUCCCCAGUGCAGGGAGCCCGGUGUAUGGGCGCUGGAGAGGGCCAAACAGAACGUGCUGGAGAACUUCCUCCUUGUGGGCAUUCUGGAGGAGCUGGAGGACGUGCUGCUCCUGCUGGAGCGGCUGCUACCGCACUACUUCAGCGAUGUACUCAGCAUCUACAAGAGCCCAGCCUUCUGGAAGAUGGGGAACCUGACGGGCACAGUUCGGAAGCACACGCCGACCCCAGCGGCCCUGCAGGUGCUCUAUCGGCGCAUGCGCUACGAGUACGACUUCUACAACUUCAUCCGCGACCAGUUCCACCUGCUGAAGAAGAAGAUCGGCCUGCGCUCCUCGUCCCCCACUUCUUCCUCCUCCUCCUCCUCCUCCUCCUCCUCCUCCUCCUCUUCCUCGCUGCCCAGCCUCCUCCGAGAGCUGGCUCUCUCCACACAGCAGCCUCUGCUGGACGACAGUCUUCUGGACGAUGAUAACAGCUGGUUGGACCAGCCCUGAGCGUUGCCAUGGAGAACCAGUUGAUGGGGUGGGGGCUGACCACGUUUGAGUGGGAGAAAGGGGGGGUGGUCUGUGACUUACUCGGCCAGUGUGGAAGGAUUGCUGUACAGGAGGUGAGAGAACAUUCCCAGGGUGCAUUUGGGGGUGUGUGUGCGUGAAUCUUGAUUGCCCGACUUUUUAACGGGUAGCCAUUUUUUUUGUUUUUGAGAGAGAGAGAGAGGAAAACAAGUCAGAGACACUCUAUGUAACCUUCUGUACUGCACAAGAGAGAGCUCUGUGAAAGAGGAUCGCUAUAUUUAAAUGGAAAUGGAAACAGAAACAAUACAAAGGAGAAUAAUUUUAAUCUAUAUUGAUAUAUUGUUUAUUUCUUUAUUUGUUCAUUGGUUAUUUCCUGUCCCAAAAUCUGGGGAAAAAAAUAGUUUUUUUGUCAGUUUUGUUUUAACUCUUUAGUUUGUUUUUAUUUUGUUUGUUUUUUGUUUUGUUUUGUUUGGUACAGUAUUGUGUCCUCCUGUUAAGAAAUCUGACAAACUUGUCCCUAGUUAAUAUUGCGAGUUCAGAAAGCUACUCAGCCUGGCAUCAAGUACGGCCGAGGAGCAUCGCACUUACACGAGACAAUACAUGUGUCAAUCCCACGAACAGCCCCAACUCCAAACACACAUAUCUAUCUUCAUUAAAGCCCAAUCGUUUCCUAAAAUUCUCUUUUAAUGUUUGAAUGUCUUUGACAGCCACUAGUGGUCUCAGGGCCACCCCAAGUGCCACAUCCUAUCGAUGAAGAAGGUGGAAGUGGUUUGAUGUAGCUAGAGCUACAGUGUACGACUGCAGGAGUCUGUAGAUGUCCAUGUGUGUGUACUCAUUGAGCAAAUUUGUUGAAAGAAACUUGCAGUAGACUUAGUUAAUCAGUAACCUACAGCUCUGGAAAGCAAAAGAGACCACUGCAUGUUUUGCUGACGGUUCUUUGGCAGCGUCGUUUAGUUAUUGAAUUUGAUGCCAACAUGUAGAGUCUAGCCCAGUGAAAUGAGUGAUGAACGUUGAAGUCAAACACACAAGUGCCUGUUUCAUCCUGCGAAGACAUUCAUUUCUAAGAACUCUGUGAUUACAGCUUACAGUAGAUAUACUGCUGCCCACUCAAACCAGUGACCGAUACAGAACAACUAACACACAGUCUAGACAAACUCUCCAGUAAUGGCUAAACACAGGACCAAAGAGGCAGAUGACAGACUGAGUAGCCUACUCCCCUCAACCGGCAGUUUACAAACAGCCCACACAAGGCUAUGAUUGUUUCCACAUGACAUGACCACAGAUCAUGUUAGGUCUAACACAGGAGUGCUUAAUUAAAUACUGCCCACGCACACAAUUUGGCCACUGGACUUCCCCUACAGUGGCACAGUAAAUGCCACUCGUGGCUUGCUCCCUUCUCCCUGAACAUGGUAAAUGUGGAUUUGUUUACGAACCGGAAAAGAUUAUCUCUGAGGAGCCAUGUCGACUGGCUAUAGGUAAUAUUGCAUGAUUUCAUACAAAUAGUAGGCCAUUGCAGGACUGCAGUAGCCUAAAAUGUUUUUCUCUAGGGUAGGGGGAGAGCAAGUUGCCAGGCCAGUUCUCUGUAGACAGGUAUGGUACAAUUGGGUGCAUAAUUCUCCUAGUUACAACUUAUCAAAAUGACUUCGAAGCUGUUUUAAGGUAAAACAUGGAAAACAAACUUGAAUAGGAUGCCUUUAACAUAGGUCAGAGACCCCCCAAAUCAAACGCAGAUUUGUUCGACCCAACUGUAAUAUACUGGGCUGCUUUAAGAUGAAGCCUCUGCUACAGGUGUUUAGUUAGAGGGUGAUGGGAAUGCUCGACUUCUGCACGGUGGCAUCCAGGCAAAUCCCCCUUUUUGUGGAUGUUGAAAAAAAAUGAGGGGGCUAUACAUAGGAUUUGAGAUAUCUUAGCAUAAUGUCUGCAAAGGAACUUUUCCAUUGACCUGUAUACAUUUGCUAUAGCGCCUCCUAAGGUACAAAGUGGUAUUACAAGAGUACGUGGUCUGAAACUAGCUGGUUAGCAUGCUAACUGUACUGGAUAACUGGGCAGCACAGAGCAUCUGUACAGUAGGUAUUUUUGACAUUACAUCAAAAUUGUUGUUUAUUUUCAUUCUGUGGCUUUUUCUAAGAUUUUUAGCAGUGUCAUUUCAGAAUGUCUUGACAAGUAGCCUAGAAAUCUAGAUGCACCCAGGGUAGUCUAGCAACUCAAUGUUAGCUUGCGAGAUGGAAAAAUUAAACUUCUAUCAGGCCAAUCGCAUCGGGUAUAGAGUCGGUGGGUGGGCUUAACUUAACAACGACUCACUUACGACCAUAAGUUGCAACCAUAGACAGUAAAAGAUAUGGACAGAGCUAUCACGUAGACGGCAGCAGAGACCGAGGAAGCAAAUUUCAACGGUUUUUUUAGGUCUUCUUAUUCCGUCACAGGUCUCCUGCGCAGGCUCAGAUGUCGUACAUGUGACGUAGGCACGUAGUCUGACCGAGUCUGACCUAUGGCGACGCUUUACUCUCGCUGGACGCAUGCGCCUUUAACACUUUAGCAUUGACUUUCGAAAAACGUUAAUUACUCAGCCGAUAAGACAGUUACGAGAUUAUUAUGUCAAUUUCACAAUGUAGUAUGUACCCCGACAAUAGAAAAUGUUCAUUUAAAGGCUUAAAACGCUUCAGCUCUGACGUAAUUUGAUGUCAAAGUGGCGCUUACGCCCCAUAGGAUUCAAUGGAAUGGCCAGCUAGCCACGGUCUUCUCGUUAGCAUGGCGGCCGCCAUACUGUCUACACUCUCAGAACGUUCGCUGCCCCCUUGGUUGCAACCGUUAAGCGUGAAUUCCCCAUCCUGCUUGAAAACUAGAAGAUGAUUGGUUGUUGUGCUAUCGUAUUGCAUGGAGAGGGAAUUUGAAAGACAACAGUUUAUCCCACCCCUCCGAUUGAGCCCUGCCUAUGGUGAGUUCCCAGACCCUACAGUACAUCUUGAUGUUAGCCUGACAAGACCCACAUCUAGGGGUGUCUAUAUUUCUAGGCUAUCUUGAUGUGGGUCUGGCUUGUCAGGCUACAUGACGAGAUGAUUUUUUAUAGAUUUGUGAAAAGCUGGAGUUUGAAGCAUGGAAUACUUGUGGAUUUAUAAUUCUAUAUCUUUGCUACACUUUAAAACGUGGCCAGCUUAUUUUAAGGUGGGGUGAACACCAAUUACAAAGCACUCUUCAGACAUUUUAAACACAGUCUGUUGUGAAUUUCAGUUUAUGCCUAUCAUUCUGUGUGAUGUUCUGCUACCUUGUUCAUUCACAAUCAGAUCACUGCAGCAACUUCUGUUCAUUAUUUGACAAUUUGUUAAUCUGGUAAUAUGUAUAUUUGGUUGAAAGUUUUAUUUUGGCUGGCAUAAUUAAGGUGGACUUGGACUAACAGUAUGGAGAGAUUGAACGUUUGCAUUGCUGAGAAAAAUACAACAAAACACACAUUAUCAUACAGUAUAUAGAUAUAUGGAUAUGACUAUAAACAUACACGUCGUCAUGCAUAAUCAAAUACAUCAGAUGCAGUGUCACAUGAUGUAGAGGAAAGAUGUAUGUAGUUCUUCUGUGUACAGUAUGGAUGUCUCUUUUAUUUCUCUUUUGUAUUUUCUGGAAAAAAUUAAAGGAUUUUUUUUAUUUAUUGCUAGUAUUCAUUCCAGAUAAAAACUCUCAGGAAAGAAUUUCUUUGAAUUUGUUUUUGUUUUGAGUUGAUAAUGUCAAAGUUCUUUGUUUUGUUUUCAUUUUUAUUAAGAAUAUUUUUGUUUGUUUGUUUGUCAAACUCCUUUCCAGUGCUCCUAACAUAGAUUGUGAAAAGAGAAUGUGCCCCAGAGUAUCCUCAAAUGGCCACCUACUUCAGUCAAAUUUGAUUUCAGUGAAGAGAAUCUAUCAAUUUUUAUUCGACAGCUUUUGAAAUAAAUGUCAUUUAACAACAUCA